AUGGUUGGAAAGAGAAACCUCCCAGUCAUCAGCAGAAACUUCGACCUCUCCCCAGGAGUGCUCCGCUUCUCUGCUACCCGACUUCGCCUGAAGAAGGGACAGAAGAAGCCGAAGUUCACCAACUCCACCGUACGUAUUUAUUUAAAACGAAAUCAAUGUUAAUACGAGGUCCAGAGUCACCUCUUCGGCAUUCAAUGCUGAUUGGGUGCUAGGAUUGCUCGAAAAUGAAAUUGGUCGUAUUAUGCAAGUAGGGCUUGCUUCUGCGCUCCCCUCCUUCACCUCAUUCCCAGACAUUUCAGUUUAUGAUAGAAAUUGAAGAAAAAUGAAAAGGUUUUGGUGUUUCUAACAAUUUCCUAUUUGCAGAGCGCCAAGCUUCCGCGCCUCCAAAGAGACGGAACUAAGUUCGCUCUCGGACACUCCAAGACCGUCUCCCUCCGCAAGUCCCUUACCCCAGGAACCGUCUUGAUCGUUCUUGCUGGACGUCAUAAGGGAAAGCGCGUCGUUUUCCUGAAGCAGCUCCCGAAGUCCGGACUUCUUCUCGUUACCGGUUAGUAUUCUUGACGAUCAACAAAUGGCAUCGAAAAGGGACGGGUUUUCCAGCUGGAUUGUUCCGUAUAAUUUUGGUGCGAAAGCGUAGAGAGUCGCAGUGUUACUCUUCUUUACAUUUCCUGUAUCUGGAGAGUGUCAAGCGGUUCCCACAUUCAAAUUCAUGAAAUUCUUCUGCUUUUUAAACAUUUUAUAUUCAUAGUUUGACUAAUCCCUUUUUUCCAGGACCACACAAGAUCAACGGAUUCCCACUCCGCAGAAUCGGACAGUCGUUCGUCAUCGCCACCUCCCUCAAGGUUGACGUUUCCGGAGUCAAGAUCCCAGAGCACAUCAACGACGAGUACUUCAAGAGAAAGUCGACGUCCUCCAAGACCGGAAGGGACAUCUUCGCCGCUGGCAAGACCGAGUACACCGUACGUUUUCGUUCCCGAUUUUCAGUUGCAUCAGAAAGGGACGGGGUUUCCGGCUGGAUUGAUCCGUAUAAUUUUGGUGCGAAAUAGUAGAGAGGUGCAGUGUUACUCUUCAUCACGUCUUCUGUGAACGGAGAGUGUCAAGCGCUUCCCACAUUUGAAUAUUCACUGAGAAAAACUUAUCAGAAUAUUUUGUUUUGCAGGUUUCUGAGCAGAGAAAGAAGGACAUCAAGACCGUCGACGCCCCGAUCCUCGCUGCCAUCAAGAAGCACCCAGAGCACAAGUUCCUCUUCGGAUACCUCGGAACGAGAUUCUCGCUUGGAAAGAACCAGUACCCGCACAAGAUGCAGUUCUAA
Caenorhabditis sp. 36 PRJEB53466 is the source of this 1312-nucleotide messenger RNA. The record is from the annotation of a GenBank genome assembly. NCBI's taxonomy places the organism in Eukaryota, Metazoa, Nematoda, Chromadorea, Rhabditida, Rhabditidae.